UAAUGUUUUCUUGUAGAAAUAUAAUGAAAAUUGGUGCAAGAAAAAGGCCUGAUAAAGAGAUUAAGGAAGGGGAAGACUAUGAGGAACAAUACUUCUAAUACUAUGAGGAAUUAAAAUAAAAUGAAGAAUCAGUUUGUUUUGAAUUCAAAAGAAUGAGAAUUUCUGAGGAUAUUGAGGAAAUGACUGAAAUUGUUAAUAAUUUAAAAAAGAAUAAAAAAUAAGGAGAAGAAUUAUUAUUUCUUUAUGAUUUACAUGAUCAAAUAAUUUCUGAACCCAUUAUUUACAAAUCAACUCAAAAAAAAAGUAUUUAACAAUAAGAAUAACCAAAAAUCUAAAUUUCUAGUGUUUCUUAAGAGGAAAAUAUAGAUCAAUUUAAUAUCAUUCAAAUUGAUGAAAUUGAUUAUAUCAAUAGUUUAAAUUCCUUAUAAUAACAGAAAAAUAAAAGGACCACAUAAUUUAAAUCUAAAAAACUAAAAAAAACUCAGAAUCAUCAUUUUGCAAUUAAAGGUAAAAGGAUCUCGAAAUGA
This is a messenger RNA of Paramecium sonneborni, 527 nucleotides long. NCBI's taxonomy places the organism in Eukaryota, Ciliophora, Oligohymenophorea, Peniculida, Parameciidae. The record is from the annotation of a GenBank genome assembly.